Molecule: messenger RNA, 1098 nt
Organism: Laccaria bicolor S238N-H82
Lineage: Eukaryota; Fungi; Basidiomycota; Agaricomycetes; Agaricales; Hydnangiaceae
Exons: 3
Coding region: 1-1098 (365 amino acids)
Source: RefSeq, a predicted model, not a curated record
AUGAUGCGCUUCGCAAACUUGUUAAGGGCUACCAAUAACAUUGAACGUCCAAUGCUGCAAUGCCUGCAAACGGGAUUCCAGCAGCGGCUGGUAACGGGACUUCACUCAUACUCUCCUUAUGCGAUUCUGGCUCGAGCUAAAGAAGAACAAUCCAAAAUCGGAUCGACGCAAGCGAGAGGAAGGCCAAAGGCUGUGUGGAGGAACCCAGUAUCCACGUUCAAUCAACAUAAGUUAUUGCGGAGCGAUCACAUCGACGUCUCGAAUUUCGCUCGGCCCAUAGUCAAGCUCAACGACUCUGAGCAGCAUACUUGGCAGAUGUCCUAUCGAGAAUUGCGGGGCGAGAGGGUGCAAUUCCCUUCAAACUCCCGCGGGUUCCUGUACUUCCAUCAACCUCAAGGCGCACCCCUACUUGCUGGCGAAUUACGCUUCCGACUCACUCCCAGCGAUCUUCCCAAGAGCUUUAGUCAAGGUGAAGAUUGUAUGACCCCUGAGGGGGACGUAUGGAAGAUACCCCUCUUCGUCCUACAUUCUUUCCCGUACCAUCGGCAUAUCUAUCAACGGCUUCGCAAGGACGGGCUCGUUUCUGACGCGUUGCAUUUGAAGCUCGCGGAUGUCCUCAAGACUUGUCUCUGUCCGAGGAAUACGAGCGUCAUCUUGCAUUCACUUGAUCAAGUGUUCCCCGUCAACUUUGCCGUCCGGAGUUUAAGGUUCUUCAUAGUGGGCGACUCGUCUUGCCGAAUGGUCGACGUUCGUUUCCCCUUUGAGAUGCAGGUUGUGCGACAUGAGAAGGGGACUCCAUUUACAAGUAAGGGCUUGGUGCGCUUUGAGCUUUCGAGGCUACCGGAACAUGAAGGAAGCAGAAUGCUGGUGAUGCGUGUUGUCAAGUUGUUGGGAGAUCUGGGGUCUUACCUUGGAGAAGAUCGGCCAGUAGAGAGGGCUCUGGUGUUGCGGCAUAACCCUGCUGGAGGGGAACCCAAGGUGUUCUGUUUGAACAUUGAUCGCGAUACACCCGACCACCGCACAAAAGGCUUUUCGCAUCCUGAUGCGUUCCCUCUGCUUCUCAGAAGUUCUCUUGGGGACGAGAGUUCCAGGCCAUAG